Molecule: messenger RNA, 1311 nt
Organism: Pseudo-nitzschia multistriata
Lineage: Eukaryota; Bacillariophyta; Bacillariophyceae; Bacillariales; Bacillariaceae
Source: the annotation of a GenBank genome assembly
GACCCCAAAAAAAUACAAUAUAAUUGUCCUCUAUCUCCGUCCCUCCACAGUCGGCAAGAAUAUCAUGCAUUCAUCCCUGAUCCUGAUUAUGCUAUUAGUUGCCUCCGCGAGACUCCCUUGCGUGUACGGCAACACUAUAAGAGCAGCCGACAUGGAAACCGCUAAGCGCCUACAAGGCUACCAAAAACGAGGCUACCAGUGGCCUGUCCUAGAGUUCGUUCCAAACACCCCCGGCUGGAAGAAGCUAAUGGAAGACCGGCUUGAGCAGAUUUCCAACAUCGAAGACCCCGCAGAGCGCUUCAAGGGCUACACUGCCACAAUGUAUUCCGGCAUAGUAAUUCAAAACUACACCGAGCAUGGCUUUGCCCGGACCCGCAUCAGCGAAUCCCUCCUGAAGGAAUUGCAGCAGGGCAUUCGUGACGGAUUCGAAGACCGCGUCAACGAGGGGUACACGCCAAGCAUCACCGGCAACCAGGCCUGGCACAUCCAACGGGACGAUCUCACCCAAAAAGUUGAGGACGAACUCCACGACAAGCUCGAGGAGUGGGGAAGGGUGGAUCUCGAUCUGACCUACGUGUAUGGCCUGCGCCUGUUUCGCAACACGACCACCAUUAAGAUGCACUUGGACAAGAAGGGGUCGCAUUCCAUGGGAUACGUGUUGCACGUCGAUUCCAGCGACGACUACGACUCGGAUGGCGACCCAUGGCCAUUUCUCAUCGAGGAUUUCCAUGGAAGGACCCACGAAAUAACCAUGGUCCCAGGCGACCUGAUUCUCUUUGAAGGUACGUUUGAACCAAACCCGUCCAAACUGUGGUUUUUGGUAGUGUCCACAACGAUAAAACUGCUCGAACCUCACAUUGUUCUGUUUGAUUUUCAUUGUAUAUGACACAAAAACAAAUCGAAACAGCCGCAAAACUAGUUCACGGUCGUCCUCAUCAGCUUAACGCAACCUGGUAUUGUAACGUUGUCGGUCACUACUAUCCUCGGGACGAGACGUGGGCCUCUAUGAACCACGUAGCGGAAGCGGAAUACGCCGUCCCACCGAAGUGGGCAAACGAGCCUUCUGGUAGCAGCAAAGCCGACGAUGCCAUGGUGAGAGAAAUCCAGUUCCGGGGUGGAUUAAGAGAGCCCGGUUGCAUGGAUGGGUGGUGCCGAAGCACAUCUCUCGAGCGGAUUCAAUGGAAGGGACCCUCCGGACCCUCCACCCACUGGAUCGACGCCAACGGAGAAUCGCACGAAUUCAUGGGACGACUAAAGCAAAAAGAAGAACAAAAAGCGGUAGAACUAUGAGAAUAUAUGCUCCGUAGAAAU